UGGCGCAGUUGCCCCGCCACAAGCAGCGUCAUUCGGGAGACUUUGAAAGCGAAGCGACAAGAGCUGUGGACAUGGACGCGCAAUACCAACCAGGCUCCCACAUUCAACGAGUCUUCAUAGUCGCUGCUAGGGAGUUAAUGUCAUAUUCUAUCACACACAGUCGAGAGCAGACGAGAUGAACGUCCUCAAAUUGCAAAAAAAGUACCCUCAGUUCCAGCAGUCGGACAUAUAUGGCCUCACAGACGCUUUUCGAAAGCUCGACGUCGAUGACCGUGGCUACGUGGAUGAGGCGACGGUAAUCAAGUCCGCACAGAACAGCGAACGACAACCCUACGAUGUCGUGCGGCAGGCGCUGCGAGAGGUGGAGCUGGGCAGCUCACGGCAUGUAGAGCUAGAGGAUUACGUCGACCUCAUCUCGCGACUACGGCAAAGCAGUCCGGCUCAGCAACGCAUUAACACUGGCGCACAACGAUCACGCGGCCUCAGUAAUGCCGCAGACGGAGGUUCAGCAGCCACGCAGUCACCCUCACACGCUAGCAAAGGCAGCCAUGGUGGCGGGCGGAUCACUGUUGGCGGUGCGACGGGCAGCUCUCAGCAUACCAUCAACGAGGACGAGCGGACAGCCUUCACAUCGCACAUCAAUGCCGUGCUUGCCGGCGACCCGGACAUUGAUCAUCUCCUACCCUUUCCGCUGGACACUUUUGAGAUGUUUGAUCACUGCAAGGAUGGCCUGCUUCUCGCAAAACUCAUCAAUGACAGCGUGCCAGAUACCAUCGACGAGCGUGUGUUGAACCGGGUCGGCAAAAAGAUCAAGCAGCUGAACGCGUUCCACAUGACUGAGAACAACAACAUCGUCAUCGAGUCUGCGAAAGGCAUAGGCUGCAGCGUAGUCAACAUCGGGUCUGGCGACAUCAUCGAAGUGCGAGAGCACCUGAUUCUAGGCUUGAUCUGGCAGAUUAUCCGACGAGGGUUGCUUGGCAAAAUCGACAUCAAGCUGCAUCCGGAGUUGUACAGGUUGCUGGAGGACGGCGAGACGUUGGAACAAUUCUUGAGGCUGCCACCUGAGCAAAUCUUGUUGAGGUGGUUCAACUACCACUUGAAGAAUGCAGGCUGGCACAGAAAAGUUCAGAACUUCUCCGGAGACGUCAAGGACGGCGAAAAUUACACGGUCCUACUCAAUCAGCUCGCGCCAAACAUCUGCUCACGCUCGCCACUUCAGACAUCCGACCUCCACCAGCGGGCAGAACAAGUGCUGCAGAACUCCGACAAGCUAGACCCGCCUUGUCGGAAAUUCUUGACACCCAAGUCACUGGUUGCCGGCAACCCGAAGCUCAACCUCGCCUUCGUCGCUAACCUUUUCAACAACCACCCUGGUCUCGACCCGAUUACCGAAGAAGAGAAGGCCGAGAUUGAAGACUUCGAUGCAGAGGGCGAACGUGAAGCGCGUGUCUUUACCCUUUGGCUCAACUCCCUCGAGGUCAAGCCCACUGUCGUGUCAUUCUUCGAUGACCUCAAGGACGGCACGAUCCUACUCCAAGCGUACGAUAAGGUCAUUCCGGGCUCCGUGAAUUGGAAGCACGUUAACAAGCCUCCUGCGAAUGCCGUGAAGCCCGUAGGCCAGGACGAGGACGAAGCAUAUCUGACCAUCGGCUCUGGCAUGUCGCGGUUCAAGGCCAUGGAGAACACCAACUACGCGGUCGAGAUCGGCAAGCAGAACCGUUUCUCGCUUGUCGGCAUACAAGGCGCAGAUAUCACCGACGGCCAACGCACGCUCACGCUCGGCAUGGUGUGGCAGCUCAUGCGAAAAGACAUCACCAACACCCUCACUUCCCUCGCACAACGGAUGGGCAAGCGCGAGAUCACAGACUCAGAUAUGGUGCAAUGGGCCAAUGGCAUGUCCUCCAAGGGCGCGGGACAGAAGUCGCAGAUUCGCUCCUUCAAAGACGGUUCGCUCGCUACUGCCGUGCCGCUAUUAGAUGUGCUGUCUGGCAUGAAGAGCUCGUAUGUCGACUACGACCUUGUGGCGAGCGGGAGGACAGACGACGAAAAGUAUCAGAACGCUAAGCUCGCCAUCAGUAUCGCGCGCAAGAUGGGCGCCACGAUCUGGUUGGUGCCGGAAGACAUUACAAGUCUGAGGAGUAGGUUGAUCGUGACGUUUAUUGGAAGUUUGAUGGCGACGGCAGAAAAACUGCAAUGAGCAAGACAUCUUCUAUGAGACCAUGUCUUGUUGAGACGAUGCCAGUGUAUAAGCGUACGAAAGGCCUUAUUGCUCAUUACUAGCGUAAGACAUUAGCGCAUCAACUUGUCCUUGCAUCGCCUAACGGUCCUACCGCUGCACCUUUUGGCCCGACUGGCGCUAGACCGC
This is a messenger RNA of Baudoinia panamericana UAMH 10762, 2365 nucleotides long. RefSeq lists its product as uncharacterized. The coding region runs from base 176 to 2197 and encodes 673 amino acids. NCBI's taxonomy places the organism in Eukaryota, Fungi, Ascomycota, Dothideomycetes, Mycosphaerellales, Teratosphaeriaceae. Gene Ontology annotation, biological process: actin filament network formation; actin filament bundle assembly. The record is from RefSeq and is a predicted model, not a curated record. Gene Ontology annotation, molecular function: actin filament binding. Gene Ontology annotation, cellular component: cytoplasm; actin filament; actin filament bundle. The transcript has 3 exons.